AACGAUAAACUGAUAACAAGAUAAGACUGUAACUAUUACAAAAGUCUCAGGGAGAGAGAAGUAAGUUGGUUAAUCCGUUAAUGGUUAUGGCUCGGGCUUUGUUGCAUUUGAAGAGCACAAUUGGGUUUGCAUUGGCCUGUGCUAGUCAAGAAAGCCAAAGCCAAUACAGGGUUCAACUCCCAGACAAGUCUAGGAAUGCACGUGUUUUGGUGCUGGGAGGAACGGGUCGGGUCGGAGGAUCCACUGCCACUGCUCUUUCCAACCUCUGCCCUGACCUCCAAAUCAUCAUUGCUGGUCGUAACAGGGAGAAGGGUGCUUCUAUGGUGGCUACACUUGGGGGGAGGUCUGAGUUUGCUGAAGUCAACAUUGACAAUGUGAAAAGCCUGGAAGCAGCUUUAAGGGAUGUGGAUCUUGUAGUUCAUACUGCUGGUCCUUUCCAACAGGCAGAGAAAUGCACUGUUCUGGAAGCUGCCAUACAUACCAAGACAGCUUAUAUCGAUGUUUGUGAUGACACAACCUAUGCAUGGCGUGCUAAAUCCUUCAAGACUAGAGCAGUAGCUGCAAAUAUUCCAGCUAUUACAACAGCCGGAAUUUACCCAGGAGUGAGCAAUGUGAUGGCAGCAGAGCUAGUUCGCGCUUCAAGAAGUGAAAGCAAGGGUGAGCCAGAGAGGCUACGAUUCUACUAUUACACAGCAGGCAGUGGUGGUGCAGGUCCAACUAUAUUAGCUACUAGCUUUUUACUUCUUGGAGAGGAAGUGGUUGCAUAUAAUAAAGGAGAAACGAUCAAACUGAAGCCUUAUAGUGGAAUGCUCAACAUUGACUUUGGAAAAGGAAUUGGAAAGAGAGAUGUUUACCUUUUGAAUUUGCCUGAAGUAAGAAGUGCUCGUGAGGUUCUAGGAGUACCAACUGUUAGUGCUCGAUUUGGAACUGCACCGUUCUUCUGGAAUUGGGCAAUGGAAGCAAUGACAAGUCUUCUUCCAGCGGAGUUUUUGAGAGACAGAAGCAAAGUCCAAGAAUUAGUUCAACUAUUUGACCCUGUAGUCCGAUCGGUUGAUAAGGUCGCUGGAGAGCGUGUUUCAAUGAGGGUUGAUUUGGAAUGUUCUGAUGGGCGCAAUACAGUUGGUAUAUUCAGUCAUAGGAGACUCUCUGUAUCUGUGGGAGCUUCUACAGCUGCAUUUGCUAUAGCUGUUCUUGAGGGAAGUACACAGCCUGGAGUUUGGUUUCCUGAAGAGCCAGAGGGAAUUGCAAUUGAGGCAAGGGAAAUUCUUCUCAAACGUGCUGCACAAGGAACAAUCAAUUUUGUAAUGAACAAGCCAUCAUGGAUGGUUGAGACAGACCCUAAAGAGCUUGGAUUGGGAAUAUAUGUAUGAGAGUGCAGAAAUUGAGGUCAAAUUAUAGUUCAAGUUCUUUUUCAGCUUCACUGGCUAAUACUGCAGGAGCUAGAAGUUAAAAGAUUUUUAUUGAGAGCAUUGCCGAUUUUGUAGGUUGUGAAUCAUUAAACCAAUGAUGUAAUUCUUGUAAUUGAGAAUUAAUUGUAGCAUAAAAAGUAUUUAAUUGUUUAAUCUAAAUUUUAAA
Messenger RNA from Quercus robur (English oak), 1575 nucleotides. RefSeq lists its product as uncharacterized. The transcript has 14 exons. The coding region runs from base 81 to 1370 and encodes 429 amino acids. The record is from RefSeq and is a predicted model, not a curated record. NCBI's taxonomy places the organism in Eukaryota, Viridiplantae, Streptophyta, Magnoliopsida, Fagales, Fagaceae.